This is a messenger RNA of Naumovozyma dairenensis CBS 421, 2598 nucleotides long. RefSeq lists its product as uncharacterized. Gene Ontology annotation, biological process: positive regulation of transcription by RNA polymerase II. The transcript has a single exon. Lineage: Eukaryota; Fungi; Ascomycota; Saccharomycetes; Saccharomycetales; Saccharomycetaceae. The record is from RefSeq and is a predicted model, not a curated record. The coding region runs from base 1 to 2598 and encodes 865 amino acids. Gene Ontology annotation, molecular function: DNA-binding transcription factor activity, RNA polymerase II-specific; zinc ion binding. Gene Ontology annotation, cellular component: nucleus.
AUGAAGUCCCGCCAUGCAAUUGAAGGAACUCACCAGUACAAAAUGUCAUUGCAACAAAAGUCUCUAAGGCGUCAGAGACGUAGCCACGUAUGCAUCACUUGCAAGAACCAAAAAUUAAGAUGUGACCGUGAACGCCCUAGUUGCUCUAGAUGCAGAAGAAUCGGUAGAGAUUGCGUCUACGAAUCACCUACACCUGAAGAGACCAUGACUAAUCAUGGCAACAAGGAACUCUCAGUCACCAGUGGGAUCUCCACUGAUGGUUCUCUAGAAAACAAUGAUGAAUUUCACAAUGAAAAACCCAACAACAGCAAUACCCUUCAAUUCGAUGAGAAAUUACAUCUGUGGAAUCCAAAAGAUAUGUAUCUCACUCAUGGUUAUCAGACAUUCGUUGACUUUCCAUAUGGAACGCAUAGUAUUGCACAAUACGAUCCAUAUUUGAGGUUAUUUUGCCCUUCAAUCCAUGGUACAACAUUGGCAGAUUUACAAAGCCGGUUGGAAUUCAUCUUAGACGAAUCCAAGAACCCUGAAGCACUCUCUAAGAGUCCAUUUAAAACACUUGAAGAUAUUAGCCCAUUAAUGUUUAUUGAAGAUGCUGUUGUUAAAUGGGUCGAUAAAACGAAUAGUUACUUAAACAGUCAAAUACCAUUAGAAUAUUUUAACACAAUGUAUACAAUCGAAGAUAGAAUGCAUCCUUCUUUAAUGGCAGUGGUUAAACAAAUAGUGGAAGACAUAGAGAGUUUAUUAGUUAGUAAACCAACAAUUGACAAGUUAUUGAAAGAUUUUUAUGAAAAUAUAUAUCCAUAUUAUCCAUUUAUUGAAAUUGAAUUGUUCGAUCAAAAUUUAUCGAAAAUAUACACUGAAGUUCUUGGUUCUUCUCGCUAUAAGAUAAAUGUCUUUCAAGAAAAUAUUAGGUUUAACCUAGAAAUAUUAACUUUAUUUCUUUUAAUCCUCUCCAUCACAUUAAAUAACCCAAACCUGAAUUAUACUGAUUAUAAUACACCAAGAGAAAACAAUACAAUACUUUCAAAGAAAUUAUUAACUAUAUCGAAGAAGUUGUUAUUUCUGCUAAAUGGGUUCAAAUUCACAACUGAAAACAUUCUAUGUUGUUCGUUAUAUGUCUUUGUAGCUGAAUUCUUGGAUCCAGCAAAUCCUGAUAUGCAUAUUGCACAUGACCAAAUUUUAACGUUGAAAUGUUUAACAGAAUUGUCCUAUACUUUGGGAUUAUACGAGGAACCAUCACAAUUUACCCGAUAUUCUAAUAGAACAGAAUCAAAUUAUAGAUUCUUUAUGUUUCGGAGGAAACUAUGGAUUGGGCUCCAAUCUCUCAUCCUCGAAUUUUUAUCAGCUGAUGGUGGUUGCAACGAAGUUAACCACAGAUAUUUAAGUAAUUUUUUAGGCAAAAAUCAACAAAUAAUACCAUCAUUUAUGGAACAUUUCCAUUCAGCAUCUACUUUUGAUAGACAAUUAUUCGAGAUUCACGAUAGUGUAUACCAUUUCCAUAUACUUCUGAAUAACGUGAUGUUGGACUGUACUUCAAAUUCUCAAGAGCAGGACCUCAGUAAAAUAAUGGAAUCACUAGAACGUCUAAAGAAAUUUACUUUCAGAAAGUUUCCUUUAUCAAAGCUAGCAGAAAUUGAGAGCUACACCAUUAUUGGGGGACUUCAAUGGAAAAAUGCAAGAUUUGACAUUGAAAUGAUCGAAAGGACAAUCAUUUUGAAAAUAAAUAUGAUCUUUUUCUCAAGUUUAAUGAAUAUAUUCAAUUGUUUAGCAAUAUAUUUUGAAAAAAAAUGUUCAAAUAAUUGGGAAAAAUAUGAAAGAUUUUAUCUAUUUUUUUUUCCUCGUGGAUUGGAUGCUUAUUUAGAAGUGGCUACUUUAACAAUAAACUAUUUAAGAGGCAGUUUUUCUUCAUCUAUAUCAGCUAGUCAUGAAUAUUUUUUGAAUAAAUCAGUUGCAUAUAUUUCAAUCAAGAUCAUUAGUAUUCAACUAAGUUACUUAUUAAGAGUUUCAUAUAAACUUGAUAUGGUUAAGAAAAAUGAACCAUCAACUUAUAUGUUCUUUCAAGAGUCAUCAAACAGCACUAAUGCUGUUUCAGAAAUUACAAUAUUAUCUUCUACUUUAGAGCAUAUAAGGGGUCACGUUUAUUCUAUCAUACAUUCUACUUUAGAAAGGUACGAUGAUUUUUUAUUUGGAAUAUAUCAAGUUAUGUUAAUGGGUAAUUAUGUUUAUUAUUUGUUGGAACAUAAUAUCUUAACCAAAACAACCAAUGAAUUUUGGAGAAAAAUUCUCAAGACUAAUGAUAUACCUAUUAAGAUAUUAGAUAAAAUAAAAUUAAAGUGGGGGUUAGGUAAGGAAGAUCAAAAUGUUAUAAAUUACUAUACAGAGAAUCCGAUUUCUUUAUCAAGUUUUAAUGGCAAUUUGUUAAAAACUGUAGAACAUAAACUUCAAACUGCUGAUGUUUAUGAUAAACUAUUAUCUGUAUCAAAUAUUCCAUACCCUUCAUUUCAUGAGGAAGGUACUUUAGAUCAAUUACUUGAAUCCAAUAUAGAUUUAUUCUCAACUAUAAUUGGGGACAAUUUAGGUGAGCUGCCUAUUCUUUGA